Molecule: messenger RNA, 1077 nt
Organism: Sesamum indicum (sesame)
Lineage: Eukaryota; Viridiplantae; Streptophyta; Magnoliopsida; Lamiales; Pedaliaceae
Source: RefSeq, a predicted model, not a curated record
AUGUCUUGUGGCUGGAAGGUUUCGUCAACCGAUGAUUAUCAAAUUUACGCGCCGUUUUGUACCAAGAAUGCCACCACGGGAGACACCUCUACCUUCAUAGAUUGUUACACCCCGUCCACCAACUCGUGGCAUCGAGCCACUUCCAUUCCAGGACACGGCGAAAAUCUUGCCUUGAAGGACUUUUCCAUGGCCUCUUUAGGCCACUACAUUUACGUAAUUGGCGGCCGCCUAUGCCGUAAAUCGUCCGAACCCAACAUCGGUUCAGGCCCGGAAAUCAACCCAAGUGUAGUCGCUUGCGUGCAUAGAUACAACGUCAGGACAAACAGUUGGGAAACAUGCGCCCCAAUGGCCCACCCCAGGUUCAACUUUGCUUGUACUGUUUUUAACAACAAAAUCUAUGUUGCAGGGGGGCAAAGCACAUUGGGUAGGGCUAAAGGCAUUUCGUCCACCGAAGUGUACGACCCGGCUUUGGACCAAUGGAGAUCUCUUGCCAACAUGAGUAGAAUGAGGUACAAGUGCGUGAGUGUUAUAUGGCAAGGGAAAAUCCACGUCGUUGGCGGGUUCGUUGACGGGGGAGAAAUUCCAGGCCCGUUCCACAUGACGCGGAGUUCUGCUGAAGUUUACGACGUGCAGCGUGACAAGUGGGAUUUCAUGGCCCGGAUGUGGGAUCUCGACGUGCCCCCGUACCAAAUCGUGGCGGGGAAUGGGAAGCUUUUCAGCUCCGGGGACUGCUUCAAGAGGUGGAAGGGGCAUAUUGAGGCAUAUGAUGAAAAGGAGAACAUAUGGAAUGUGGUGCACGGAUCUUAUUUCGAUUGCCUGUCUCCGACUUCCAGGGCGGAGGUUUCCAGCUGCUCCGUCAAGAUGUGGCCCUCAUACCUUACCAUGGCCCCCAUUGGGAACCAAUUGUACUUCUUGGUAGGAUACAGGAUUCCAGGGGAAGGGUCGCGGCUGAGGUCAGAGGUACACGUUUUCGACACGGCGGUUCAUGGAGGUGGAUGGCAGAGCUGCGAGCCGUUCGAGGAAGAAGGAGAGAAAGAGCUAUGUGGACAUUGCGUUGUCAUCAAACAAGAACAUUGA